This is a messenger RNA of Puccinia graminis f. sp. tritici CRL 75-36-700-3, 501 nucleotides long. RefSeq lists its product as uncharacterized. NCBI's taxonomy places the organism in Eukaryota, Fungi, Basidiomycota, Pucciniomycetes, Pucciniales, Pucciniaceae. The record is from RefSeq and is a predicted model, not a curated record. The transcript has 4 exons. The coding region runs from base 1 to 501 and encodes 166 amino acids.
AUGCGCCCUAAUUCAAACGAGCAAGCCAUAGGGACUACCGUCGAGGCACAUGGCGACCAGUCCACCGGUCCAAAGCAUAACGAGACAGCUGAAGGAACCGCGGCCGAGGCGCAUGAGCUCUUUACGGAUGAAGAGCUUGUUGAGGUCUUCAGAGUGUUGUUCAACUCGGGCAACACGGGCAUUUUUCGAUCUUCGUUAACGUCCGGCAAGCUCAAUCAAAUAAUUCAAACGCUAGUCUCCAUCUACGGCUUUACCUCCCCUUUUCGCAUGGACUACAUCAACACACACAUGGGAAAGAUACCAGGCCACUACGCGAUCGAAUCGUUCCAUAAACAAUGGUGCGCCAGGGGAGAGUUUAGCCGAUGGCAAUAUUAUUAUCCCGAUUACAUUGCAUUUCAAAGCUUGUACGACAUUGACAACACUGGAGCCCAUGUUGGCUUCAUCGCAGGUACGGAGUCUGACGGUUGGACCUGGACCAUCAUCCACCAGCCUAUUCCUUAG